Messenger RNA from Humulus lupulus (European hop), 414 nucleotides. RefSeq lists its product as uncharacterized. The record is from RefSeq and is a predicted model, not a curated record. The coding region runs from base 1 to 414 and encodes 137 amino acids. The transcript has 2 exons. Lineage: Eukaryota; Viridiplantae; Streptophyta; Magnoliopsida; Rosales; Cannabaceae.
AUGGCUGGGAAGACUGGUCUUCGUGGUCACCAUGACAAGUCCCAUUUCCAGACCCUCCUCAAUCUCCCUUCUUGCUCCGACCUUGACCCAGUAUGGAACGACUUAACUUUUCUUCUUAAAUGGAGCUUUUUUCUUGGUGGGUUUUUGUUGCUUAGUGAUCUUGUGAAGAAAAUUUUGACUUUUGUGGUGCUUGAACAAGUUUUGGCAUGCCUUCAUUCGAUGAUUAGAAAAUGCGCCUAUGGAAACUUUAGUGGCGAUGAUCUUCUUAAGCUUGUUCUGCCUGAUUUGCCCGUUGAUCUUCAACAAAUGCUUUUGCUUUUGUUCCAGAAGUAUCGGAGUCAGUGGAAAGAGGAUGUUUCAAAGGAACAGGCCCCUCUCUCUCUUGAAGCUCUUUCCUUGAAUCAAUAUACUUGA